CUUGACUUUUUCUCCCCCCAUAAAACAAACAUCUUUUCAUUUACUUUUUCUCUCUCCAAACCAAACCCUAAAUAAACCUCUCCAUCCGGCCUUGACACCUCUAUUGCAUGCUUUUGUUCAUUUCCCCACCCCCCUCUCUCCCCUCUCCAUCUCUCUAUUUCCCUCUCUGUCUGCAAACCCAAACAAGCAAAACGAAGAAAAAAGGGGGCAUAUAAACAGAGAUAUAAAUACGUAGUGGGAGAGAGGCAAGUUGAAAAAGAAACAUACGUGGUUCUCAAUGGCUGUUGAAGCUAGACAUCUCAGUCUCUUCCCUCCUCAACUUCGAAGCAACAGAGAAAUGAUGAAUAUCCUUGAAGCCAACGGAAACAUAUAUGGAACUCCAAUUGGAUUUGGAGUUCCUCCGUUAUCAGGAACGACAACGGAGACUUUGCCGCCGAUGUACGGCUCUGUAAUUACCGAUUUGGUUGCGGCAAAGACGCCAAUGAAGUCAGACAGUGGCCUCACCAACACUCUUCCCGUUUCAAGAAAGCGCUCCAGAGAUACGAUCAAUCCUAUGCUUUCCUUCCCCAACGGUCAGAAUCCGAACGACAACAACCGUUGCAGUGCUUUCAGCUUUUUCGGUGAAGACAUUUCGUUGCAGAUCCAACAACAACAAUUAGACAUCGAUCGUUUUAUCGCUCAGCAUACGGAGAAGGUGAGAUUGGAGAUUGAAGAACGACGAAAAACAUAUUCAAAUAGGAUUAUAGCGGCGAUGGCGGAAGGUAUGAAGAAGAGAUUGAGAGCGAAGGAAGAGGAAAUCGAGAAGAUAGGGAAGUUGAAUUGGGCGCUGGAAGAGAAAGUCAAGUCUCUGUGUCUAGAGAACCAGAUAUGGCGAGACCUGGCUCAAACCAACGAGGCCACGGCCAACGUUCUGAGAAGCAAUCUCGAGCAAGUCCUAGCGCAGGUUGAGGACGAGCAGCGCCUUCGCAACAACGGCGGUUUAGACGAGGCGGCGGCAUUAGUUGACGAUGCACAGUCGUGUUUUGGCAGCAAUUUCUGUUGUGUUGAUGACGACGACGAUGAUGAUAAGCGCAUGUUAAUGCAGAGCGGAGGAGAGAGAAAGUUGUUGAAGGGGAAAACCAAAAACGAUGAUUGCACUGGUACAAACAAUUGCAAUGGUAAGAGAAGCAACAACAACAACAACGGGAACAGAUGGUGCAGAAGCUGUGGGAAAGAGGAAUCGUGCGUGUUGCUUUUGCCGUGCAGACAUCUCUGCCUCUGUAGUGUGUGUGGUUCGUCUGUCCACACUUGCCCCAUCUGUAAAUCCGUCAAGAACGCUAGUCUUCACGUUAAAAUUUCCUCCUGAGCAAAGAUAAUAUUACCCUUAAAAAAAAAAAAAAGCAAGAAUGUUGAAAUGUCCUCUUUAAAUUUUUCGAAAAUGGAGGAGGAUUAAUGCCCAGUUUACAGACUCUUGAUUCCAUUCCAUGUAAUUUUUUGUGAACUUUUUGCGAUCAUUUUGUUUUAUUCAGCUGAUUAUUUUUUUGUAUUCGGGGUUAUCCUUUUUCUUUGGCAUAAGAUUAGAUGGUACGGCCAAAGGAAUGGGUGUGGGACCCGUGGUGGGUCCCGAAGUGCAUCCGUUUUUUAAUAGGACGAGCGUGGUGGUACGCGUGAAGGAGAGGGAAGUGGGGAAGUCAACGGGAAGAAGCUUGAAAGUGACACGUGCAGUGGAAAGGCUGACACGUAAGACUUGCGGCAAUGUCGCUGUUUGUCACAGAGGGACUGUCCCCACUAUUAAACCGGACCUUGUCCUUGUGUGGGCAGACUGCAGCAAGCAGAUCAUCGGAUGCACUGUGGCGCACGGCUUUAAUAAUAAAGAGUGUUAGACCAGGCACGAGGAUGAGGGUUUAGUUGUGUAGUCACGCCAAAACUGGGUGUAAGAAGAAGAAAAGAGGACAAAAGUGUACCGUAUUUUGCGCAUCGUUGCGUACAUUAGACGGUUUGUUAUUGUUAUCCUUUGGUUAAAAAUUCAAGAAAAAGGAGAAACGUAAAGCGUCGGGCUAUCGGAAGGCUGAACUAUCUCUAUAUCUACAACGGACGGCGCAGGUUAGCUUUGGAAGACGUUGAGACUUGAAUGAUGCCCAUUGUGUGGUGGGGUCUGUUUUGGCUGCAGUCCUCGUCAAAAGGGAGCGACAGAGUACCAGGAUUAGAUUGUAUUAUAUUUUAAUAAAGUUAAAAAUAGGUGGUAGUGUUAAUUUUGGGCAGAGGUUGUGCCAAGUCUGGGUGGGACAUGGCAUGGGGAGGAGGAAGAUGACAAAUUAGUGAAGGCAUAUAAUAAUGGGGGAUGUGAGAGGGAGGGUCUACCUGCUAAAUCUGGCUGUGAGGUUCUUUAUUUUUCACAAGAAACGGUCCCUUUUGAAUUGAUUAGUACGGGCAGGUCAUUGUCAGAGUUACUAUCUUUAUUGUGCAGUGAAUGAAGGGAUUGUUCAGU
Ilex paraguariensis (yerba mate) is the source of this 2467-nucleotide messenger RNA. Lineage: Eukaryota; Viridiplantae; Streptophyta; Magnoliopsida; Aquifoliales; Aquifoliaceae. The record is from the annotation of a GenBank genome assembly.